Messenger RNA from Phaeodactylum tricornutum CCAP 1055/1, 1476 nucleotides. RefSeq lists its product with no specific name. The record is from RefSeq and is a predicted model, not a curated record. Gene Ontology annotation, molecular function: triacylglycerol lipase activity. The transcript has 2 exons. The annotation marks the transcript as partial. Gene Ontology annotation, biological process: lipid metabolic process. Lineage: Eukaryota; Bacillariophyta; Bacillariophyceae; Surirellales; Neidiaceae.
CAACUCGAGUCGGAACAGCAACAAGCUAGCGUUCAGGACGAGUGGAUGGAUCUAGCGGAGCGCAUUGACAGCAUCCAGGGGAACGAUGUAUGGCGGUCCGACCCGAGCUGCCCCUUGUACGAACAGGAACGUAUUUCGGCGCGGAUUGACGAAUUGGUGCACCUUAUGCGACGCCGGGAUAUCUUUGAACUCAUGUUUGUGCUGCGUGCUUCGAUUGGACGCAACAAGUUUGGGCUGUUGCACGAAGGGCUGUUCAGCAAGGCGUUAGCGGGUACCAAAGUACUCGUCGAGACGUAUCACAACGUGGUCUGUGCUGCCUUGGACUUUUGUUGCGACGCUCCCGUGUCUCCUGACGAGGAUCCUAUCCCUACGGAUGCCCGUCUCGCAUUUUUCAACGAAACUCGACACGCUUACGGACGUACAGCCUUGCUCCUAUCCGGUGGUGCGGCCUUGGGCUUUUACCAUACUGGUGUCGUCAAGACGCUUAUGGAAAAUCGCCUCAUGCCGCGUGUAAUUGGUGGCAGCUCGGCUGGUUCGCUCGUGUGUGCCAUGAUAGCUACACGGACAGACGAAGAAUGCCGGACCUUGCAAGGGUUGGUUCCAAUUCCUCUCCGACACUUUUCCGCCGUGUUGUACGAUAUCGUCACCGGCAACCGUCGGCCUCAAGACAUGCUCAUGAAUGAUACAGAACACUUCCGAGCUUGCGUACGGGCCUGUGUCGGUAACUUCACAUUUCAAGAAGCUUUCGACCGGACUGGGCGUAUUCUGAACAUCGUGGUGACGCCCAAGAACAAUUCCGAUCCGCCCCGCUUACUCAACUACUUGACGGCACCGCACGUUAUGGUAUGGUCAGCUGCCGUCGCGAGCUCCUCCCUACCCGGAGUUUUUGAAGCUAAUCGACUAGUUGUCAAGGAAGCAGACGGUUGGGAACGGUACGAGUCGGGCGGCGCGCCACAGCACUUUUCGGAUGGAUCGAUGGAACAGGAUUUGCCCAUGCAGCAGCUAUCGGAGAUGUUCAACGUCAACCACUUUUUGAUCUCGCAGGCCAACCCACACGCCGUCAUGUUUGCCAAUUAUCAACAAAAGAAUUCGGUGUGGAGUAAUCCUGUUACGGGCUUUGUGGAUUCUAUUCUGACCUUUUUACGCGAUCAAGUGCGCACUUGGUUGUUGCAUCUCGUGGCGUGCGUUGGCGCUCGUAGUAUUACACCUAUGUUCCAGACUCAACGUGGAAUUGGUACAACUUUCCUGACGCAAGAAUACGAAGGGCGGUCUUGCGACAUUUCACUCAUCCCAUGGUUGGGUCAUCGGGGACUCUUCAGUGCCUUAUUGCACAUUAUCUACAACCCAAGGGAAGCCGAGUUUCGCGAAUGGAUCCAAGCAGCUGAACGAGAAACCUGGCGACACAUUCCGGCCAUCAAAUCGCACAUCGCCGAAGAAGUUACUCUGGAUCGUUGUGUACAAAGGCUACGAAAAAGA